AUGGGUUCAGUCUCAAACGGCACCCCAAGCAAUGUUCUCGGUAAGGAAUGGACGGAGCAGGUCAUCAACUCUAUGGGCCCCAAGACGGAGCCCAGGCUGAGAGAGGUUAUGUCGUCGCUGAUUAGGCAUGUCCAUGACUUUGCACGGGAGGUCAAGCUUACCACAGACGAGUGGAUGCUGGGUGUUGAGAUGAUCAACCAGGCUGGUCAGAUGAGCAACCAGAAGCGUAAUGAGGGCCAACUUCUCUGCGACGUCAUUGGUCUGGAAUCGCUCGUGGAUGACAUCACCUAUCAAGAGGCUACCAAGUCUGGUGGUUCAGCAACCGCCUCUGCCAUCCUGGGGCCCUUCUGGAGACACGACACCCCCACCCGUGAGAAUGGCACUACAAUUACCUUUGAUACCCCCAAAGACGGCCAGGUUGCCUUCCUGCACGGCCGUGUGACCUCUGCCGAUACUGGAAAGCCUCUAGCAAAUGCCUCUGUUGAGGCAUGGCAAGCCUCGACUAAUGGUCUCUAUGAGCAGCAAGAUGAAAACCAAGUAGAGCACAACCUUCGCGGAAAGUUCAUUACUGACUCCGAGGGACGCUUCUCGUUCUACUGCUUGCGCCCUACUCCUUACCCCGUUCCGGAAGAUGGCCCUGCCGGAAAGCUGUUGAAAUUGAUGGACCGUCACACUUUCAGACCUGCUCACAUUCAUCUCAUUGCUAUCGCUGAGGGUCACAAGCCGAUUACCACCCAGAUCUUUGAUGACAAAUCUGACUACCUUGACAACGACUCUGUCUUUGCCGUGAAGGAUGACCUGACUGUCACUUUCGUGCCGCGCAAGAAUGACCCUCAGGCCCAGUGGGAGCUGGAGUACAACCUGAGCUUGGCAAGCGCUUAA
Molecule: messenger RNA, 882 nt
Organism: Neoarthrinium moseri
Lineage: Eukaryota; Fungi; Ascomycota; Sordariomycetes; Amphisphaeriales; Apiosporaceae
Exons: 5
Coding region: 1-882 (293 amino acids)
Biological process (GO): catechol-containing compound metabolic process
Molecular function (GO): catechol 1,2-dioxygenase activity; ferric iron binding
Source: RefSeq, a predicted model, not a curated record